Messenger RNA from Gigantopelta aegis, 5128 nucleotides. RefSeq names its product ankyrin repeat and death domain-containing protein 1A-like. NCBI's taxonomy places the organism in Eukaryota, Metazoa, Mollusca, Gastropoda, Neomphalida, Peltospiridae. Gene Ontology annotation, biological process: signal transduction. The record is from RefSeq and is a predicted model, not a curated record. Gene Ontology annotation, molecular function: protein binding. The transcript has 17 exons. Bases 419 to 2215 code for a protein of 598 amino acids.
UCAUUGGCCAUUUAGAACGAAUACUACUACGCAGCUGGUAUGAACCUUUUUGUCCUGCACAGUCUGUGGUGGUGGUUGUGUUUUGUUUAUGCGGACAAGGUUUGACAAAAAGAGAUCCAGGGCCACCCUGUUAAACAACUACAGCCGUGAUAACAACCUGCGGAUAGAUGUUGGCAUCCACUUUUCGCAAACAGUUACCGAUUACAGCCGAGUGUAGAUAUUUGUGCAAACUCGAUAUAACCAAACAGCAUUGAAUUUUAUGGACGAUUAUUCUUUCGUGGCCUCCUGCUUCCAUCAACGUGUUCUCUUGCUGGGCUCUGUUAUGGGACAUCCUUGCGUUAAGUGUCGCGGCAGAUCCGGCGCAAAUCCGGCGUUAACGAAAUUACUUUUACGCCGUUAGCACAGUCUCCUGACAAUCAUGCCCUUCGUCGCUAGCGUAUCGUCGUCGAAAAGCCAGCUGCGAAAACACAGCGUGGAGUGUAAUGGGCAAUGGAAUGCCAGUGUUGUUAAUGAUGGUGGUGGUGGUGGUUGUGAUGAUGACGACGAUGAGGAGGACGUGGAUGAUGAUGAUGAUGGGGAUGAUGGUAGUGGUGCACAGGACAGCAGGGAGCAUGGCAGGGAACCGAACGCUAUGAAGAAGCGAGAUGACAAGGAUAUACUGUGUGAGAUAACCACCAUCCUGCAACCCGCCGAUAUGCUGAGUGAUGGCGUUGAGAUUAUGACGAAGCGGGAACAACGCCUUCACCAGGCUGCCAGGGACAACGACCACGUGUGUGUGAGGAAACUGCUCAAAGAAAAGGUCAACCUCAACUGCAGAAAUAAUCUUGACAGGACCGCCCUACACUGGGCUGCAGCCAAUGGGAACACCGAAGUGGCAGAGGCACUCAUAGAAGGCGGGGUCGACUUAGAAAUAAAGGACAAGUACGGCAUGCGAGCUGUGCUGUGGGCCGCGUGGUUCGGACAUCUACGGGUACUCAAACUUUUAAUCAAUGCAGGGGCUACCCCAACAGCUCGCAAUAAGCAAGGUCUGGGACUGCUGCACUGCGCCGCCGAGAACAACCAGGUGGAAGUGAUGCAUUUCGUGUUCGAAUCCAUCGAGGGGCUCAAUGUGAACGAGACGGAGAAGAAUGACAAAACAGCCUUGCAUUUGGCUGCCGAGAACGGACAUCUGGACGUGAUAUUCAAACUCCUCGAAAUGAGAGCGAACAUCUCCAUCAAAGACAAGAGCGGCGAAACGGCCGUCCACCUAGCCGCCAAAAACGGCCAUUCCGAGAUUCUCAAACGACUUCUCUUGUGUGGAAUCGAAGUUGAUGACAGGGAUGUUGAAGGUUGCACGGCGUUGUACCUGGCGGCUGAGAACAACCACAGGGAGGCGGUAGACUUGCUUCUCGACUACACGGCCAGCGCUAACGCCGAGACCAUCCGCGAGAUGACCCCACUUCACCAAGCUGCCUUUCUCGGCCACCUCGACGUCUGCCAGAGUCUGGUCCGAUCGGGAUGCAACCUCAACGCUCAAAACUUUCAAGGAAACUCCGCCUUACACAUGUCAGUAUUAGGACAUCAUAAGGAUGUCACUCUAUUCCUCGUCAACCCCAAAUGUGAAUUAGAUCUUCCAAACCAUCGACUACAGACGGCGCUGCACCUGAGUGUGGAGAACGAAUAUCUGGACAUUGUGGAGGUGUUGCUGGCUGGAGGAGCAGACUUGGAGGCCAAGGAGAAGACCGGCAAGACUGCGCUACAGCUGGCCGCCAGGGGGAGUUUCGUGGCGAUUGUGGACAUGAUCAUCAAGGCCGAUCGAUACUACGCCAAUACCCGAGAAUACCACGACAGUGACCUGGGUUACGUGGAUCCUGACCUCUAUCUCAGGAAGCCGGUCCACCCGUCGGCGUCUCUGAUGAAAACGGUUAUGUGGAAACUAGCCACGAAACAGCUGAAACCUGCAGACUGGAAGAAACUCGCCGUACACUGGAAGUUCACGCCCGAACACAUCCGCUCAAUAGACCACCAAUACACGGGUGUCCACAGCUACAAGGAGCACGGGUAUCGUCUGCUGAUGAUCUGGCUGCACGGGGUGAGGAAGGACGAGAACGUGCUGAAGCUGCUGUUUGAGGCCCUCAUCGCGAUAGACAAGAGACAGCUGGCCGAGCACGUUAGGAGACAAGCCAACAUGCAUUCCAAUAAGCCAUGCUCGCCUUCCGUCUGUACUGUUUCCUAGCGAAGUGUCAUGGGCCGCCAUUGUUCCCUGAUGGCGUUGAAACCAACCUUUGGUGUUCCACUGAACACACCUGAAGUGUCGGCGUGUGACCACGCAACGUCUUGGCAUGCUGCAAUGUCUUGGCAUGCGGACGCGACGCUCGGAGCAAGAAGAGUGAAGAUUCAGUUGGAAGUUUCACAGAAGAAAAAUGGACCUCAACAUCAACUUCAGCCUCAAAGGUCAACAAAAGAUGAAGAUCCGACAACCUGCAUUUGGUAGUGGAGAGGCUGCCAAAGCUUUCUGGCAGGCAAUGAUGAUAUACAAAUGUGUCAUGUUUAAUGAGCAAUUCCAUUUUGACUGGCGUUACAAUAUAAGCCUACUUUGAAUUUAAGAUGUCUGUAUUCUGGUCACUGUUGUAUCGAAAUAUUUCUUGCUGUUAAGUUUAUAUUAGAUACCAAUAUGCGUACUUAAUCAUGAAGUAGAAUUCAAAAGAGUUUACCAGAAUCUAUAAAUGGUAUUUGAUGUCCGUUUAAAUGACCGUAACUGACGAUACAAAAAUGUAACGUCUAUCAAGAUCAAUUAAAAUUUGACGAUUAAAUUUUAAUUAAGAUGGUGUAAAGUUUACCAGCUGCCUAAUUCUCAAAGGUCUCUUAGGCUCUGCUCUUUGUAAGUAUUUUAGCAUUGCACUGCGAGAUCACAAAGUUGCGAGAGUUUAGUGAAUUAGGCCCUUGAGCAUUGAGUAAUUCAUGGUCAUCUGACAUUAAACUUAAUAGCAAGAAAUGAUUAGAAAUAAACAGUAACCAAAAUACUAGUAUUUGAAAUUUGAAAAUUGGCGUAAAUGUAAUCGCUCGAAUGAGUGAUCACUGAUAUUUUGUUGUAGUAAGUGAGCCCGCCGUUGACUUUAGAAGAGGCUUCACAAGAAGACCACAAGUGUUACUGGCAAUCUGUUAGAAAUGAGAUAAGACAAUGUCUAAAAAGAUGAUAUGGGAAGAGAAAGGAGACAUAUGUAAAUAAUAACAACAACUCCACUGCUGUUUGUUAUUUCACGGACUUGUUACAUAGGACAAUAAAGUAUUAUUAAUGGAAGUAUGUUCAGAUUUCAGAUUUACUUGGCAGUAUCUGUGAUUGUGCUGUGAAAGAAAGGAAUGAAUUAUGUGUUGUUAACUGUACAUGGUUAACAGAAUACCGAAACUGUGUUACAACAUAGGUUUUGACAGGUAAUUAGGAAGGAAAUGAGCAGUAUGGAUAUUCUACAAAUAAUGAUUUCAAAGCUUUAUCAGUUUAUGAUAAUAUUAUCUCUCUCUCUCUCUCUCUCUCUCUCUCUCUCUCUCUCUCUCUCUCUCUCUCUCUCUCUCUCUCUCUCUCUCUCUCUCUCUCUCUCUCUCUCUCUCUCUCUCUCUUGUACAGUUAGGAUUUUUAGUAUGAUAAUGUUUGUAAAUGUUUGAUUUUGUCUUAUCAAUUAACCAACCUUAUCUUUGACAGUUUUGCCUUUUAGUGUCAGUGGUAGAUUUUCUGAGUGCUCCGAUUCCUAUACAUUCUAAUUGUCGAUGAUAUAAUCAGAACACGUGUGUGGUGAGUGUGUUUGUGCUUUGUCCAAAAACAGCUUUAACAUCAUCAAACCAUGGGACAUACGUAAUAAGAUAUACCUUAAUUGCAUGCCUAGUACUGAUAAUUUUAACAAAGUAACCUUGAUUGUAUUUGAAAUGCUGAACAAAUAUCAUUUCAACUUUUAUUUUUAAAUUCUAAAUGGAUGUCACAUCAUUGUAACCAUAUACUCAAUAUAGUUUGUUAUGUCAUUAACUAUUUUAAAGUUAUUUUAAGCUGAGACAAAAAUUUAAAGGAAGAUACAUCUUAAAUCAGUUAAAAAUAUAUCUUAUAUAAAUCUUACAUUGAAUUCCAGAAAGCAUCCAAUUCCAAAAAUCUUGUUUGUUUAUAUUUAUUUUCAAAAAGCAUUGAAAUGCAUGUAUUUUAUUAUGAUCUCUGGGUAAACAAAUAUCUAGGGACAAAGCUUCAUUCUUUGCGAAAAUGUAUUAAACAGAAAUUAGAGUGCCUUGCUUCCCUUAAAACAUCGCAUUGCUCAUACUAACAACUCAUAGUUACAGAUGUAUGGGUAUAUGUAUGAGUUUUAAAAUAUGUCCUUGUUGAUGUCACUCCUGUCUAAUAUGUAUAUAUUGGUUACAAUGGGAUGCAAAACUUGUAUAUUGGAUCACAUUGUUGUCGUAACAUUUUCAUACAGUUUUCUUUUUGUUGUUAUUGUUGUUUUCAAUCUAUAUUCAGCAGCAAAAUGUACUUUGGUGUAUCCUACUGAUACAAAGGCGUGAACAACUGUAAAUGUUGAUAUAUAUAUAUACCCGUUUUUUAAAUAUGAAAUGCCGUUCAUCUUUUGCUAUUUUACUUCUAUUGUUUUGCAAGGUGUACGUUUUAACACAGUUGAUUACAUUAUGAUGACACAUGCUUCAACUGUCCAAAUACUAAUUGAAGACUUAUUCUGUAAGAUAGUAUGUUUGUAGAGAAUAUGUAAUAUAAUAUAAUCAUUGAUCUUUAUCAAGAUAUCGUGUUUAAGGAUAAUACGUAACCCCAAAUAUAAUCAUUGAUCUUUAUCAAGAUAUCGUGUUUAAGGAUAACACUUAACCUCAAAUAUAAUCAUUGAUCUUUAUCAAGAUAUCGUGUUUUAGGAUAACACUUAACCUCAAAUAUAAUCAUUGAUCUUUAUCAAGAUAUCGUGUUUUAGGAUAACACUUAACCUCAAAUAUAAUCAUUGAUCUUUAUCAAGAUAUCGUGUUUUAGGAUAACACUUAACCUCAAAUAUAAUCAUUGAUCUUUAGCAAGAUAUCGUGUUUUAGGAUAACACUUAACCUCAAAUAUAAUCAUUGAUCUUUAUCAAGAUAUCGUGUUUUAGGAUAACACUUAAACUCAAAUAUAAUCAUUGAUCUU